GUUAUUGAAUGCGCGCGAUCAUUUCGAAAACGUGAUUCGAAGUAUUCACUUGUGACGAUCCGACGUUCCUGUUCCCGACACAUAGAGCUCAGAUUGCCUACCAGCAGCAAAAAUACAAAGUCAUGUCUCCCAGCUUCGUUUGCGCGCUGGCUGUCUGCGGUUUCGCGGCGAUCUGCUCAUUGCCCGUGUCCACCGCGCAGGCGCUGGUUUCUCCUUAUGAAUCAUCAGCAGCGUCGGACAGUCAAAACGGUUGGGGCGCGUUAGGCGGGCUGUACGCUCUACUAGCGCAGCACGACGCACUGGGCGGCCACGCGCUCGCCCGCAAGUCGGUCCGCUCGCCUUCCCGCCGUCUGCGCUUCGGACGCCGAUCCGACCCCGACAUGCCUCCUCAAGCUCCCCUGGACGAGAUGAAUGAGUUGCUCUCUCUGCGCGAGGUCCGCACGCCCGUACGUCUGCGCUUCGGCCGCCGCUCGGAGGAACGCGCCGUGCCCCACAUCUUCCCUCAGGAGUUUUUAACACAGGAGCAGGACCGUGCCGUGCGUGCCCCGUCCAUCCGUCUCCGGUUCGGACGCCGGUCGGACAACAACAUGUUCUUACUGCCCUACGAAUCGGCUCUGCCCCAGGAAGUGAAAGCCAACGGCUCCGUGGAAGACGACAGACAACAGGAAUAAGCAAACAACAUAUCCGCAUAUACCAACUAACUACAUAGAAAUAUUACCCGCCCCGUCAAACUUUUAUUAACAAUUCUUAAUUAAGGACAUUACGUCCUGCCCGUACAUAUGUGUCAUAUUAAACAAAAUACAAUCGAUUUUUAGAUGUUAUUCAACUUAAUUAUAAGCUAUGUGUACAUAAUAAUCAGUUAGUACCUUGUAUGUUGUUAACCGAAAUGUUAUCCCAGGAUAUAAUGCGUAGUUAUCAUCAGUACUCAGUUGUUCAAUAUUGUAUUAAAUAAAUACAUUUUUGAAAUAUCAAACGCUUCUGUCCUCAAAAUCAUCAGCUAACGUGUUAUAAAUGUAAUAAAUAUCGAUGAUACUCUAGUCAAUACUGAAUUAAGACUGUCUCCUUUGAUUUCGAUCUCUAUUUCCAAUUAGAUAUAUAUUAUGUAUAUUAUCUCUAUAUUAUAAAACUUGCCGCGAAGAGUUGUACAUUUUUAGAGCUGGGUAAAUGUAAAACUACUUCGCUACUUGUAGGUACUACUUGAUUUGAUCUCUUGGUAACUAUCAGAACAGUAUUUAAAAAUUCGUAGUUCAAUUUAGUACAUUAUGCAAAUACAUUAUUUAUUAUAUUAAGUGUAGUGAAACUAUGUUUAGUUUUGUAUGGAUAUUAUAGUGCAAUUAAUGAGUUGAAAAAUAAAAAUAUUUCCAAGGGA
Messenger RNA from Helicoverpa zea (corn earworm), 1369 nucleotides. It is a transcript of the gene sNPF, whose product is annotated as short neuropeptide F. NCBI's taxonomy places the organism in Eukaryota, Metazoa, Arthropoda, Insecta, Lepidoptera, Noctuidae. The transcript has 7 exons. The record is from RefSeq and is a predicted model, not a curated record. Bases 123 to 671 code for a protein of 182 amino acids.